AUGUACCAGUGGAACUGGCAGUCUCCUAAGUGUUUGGAGGAGAGAAGAGAGUUUAUAUUCUGUUCAUACUACUCAAAAGCAGGCUGUCCCUUUCUUGCUCUUUUGUCUGGAGAACAGGCUUUUGUUGAGGCUUUUUUGGUCUAUGCCUCAUGGUGUCUCCAGGUUGGUGACCGCUUCAGCUACAAGUCUGUUGAUGGACUGGACAAAGCUUCUGUAGCAAAUUCGGAUGGCCCAACAGCAGGCUCCCAAACGCCUCCCUUCAAGAGAAAGGGGAAACUCUCCACCAUCGGUAAAAUCUUUAAGCCUUGGAAAUGGAGGAAAAAGAAGACCAGUGACAAAUUUAGAGAAACCUCAGCAGUAUUAGAAAGGAAGAUAUCCACAAGACAAAGUAGAGAGGAGCUGAUAAGAAGGGGCGUUCUUAAGGAGUUGCCUGAUCAAGAUGGAGAUGUAACAGUUAACUUUGAAAAUUCAAACGGGCACAUGAUACCCAUCGGAGAGGAAUCUACCCGAGAGGAAAAUGUAGUAAAAUCUGAAGAAGGUAAUGGCUCUGUAGCUGAAAAAUCACCACCUCUGGAGGAAAAGGCAGAAGAUAAGAAAGAGAACACUGAAAACCACUCUGCAACACCAGCAGCUCCUGUUCCGUCUCCUCCAGCUCUUCCUAAGCCUAAACCCAAACCUAAGCCCAAAAAAACACCUGUGCCUCCAAAAGGGGCUGCUGCCGGGGCAAGCCCCAAGGGUGACGAAGUGCCUCCUAUUAAAAAAAUUACCAAGGCUCCUGGUAAGCAGGCCCCCGUCCCUCCACCCAAGCCAACGAGCCGAAACACGACCCGAGAGGCUGCUGGUUCCUCUCAUUCAAAAAAAACAACUGGGUCCAAAGCAUCAGCUUCACCAUCUACUUCCUCCACCUCAUCUCGUCCCAAAGCUUCAAAGGAGACACUUUCUAGCAAAACAGGGACAGUGGGAAUCACAAAGGGCAAGAAAAAAACUGGCAAGCAGCCAGCCUCUCGCCCAUCCUUGGAUGCAACCACUUCUGGCACAUCUGACCUUAAAGGAGAACCUUCUGAGAUGAGGGUGGAGAGUCUCAAGCCUGAGCAGACUGUCCCUGGGACCGAUGAGCAGACCACAGGCAAAUCUAAGUCUGCAGUCCCUCCACCUCCUGUGGCUCCUCCACCUCCUCCCCCCGCCCCUCCUCUUCCUCAUGAGGAGCAGUGCGCUUUUGCCUCAGACACUCCUGUUGUCCUGGUCAGCAAUGGAGCUGACCUGCCCGUCCCUGCCUUAGACCCAAGUCAGCUUCUCUGGACCGAAGAGCCCACCAACAGAACCACUGUCCUCUCAGGCACUGUCUUAAGUGUUAGCAGAGAAAAUGCAAAAUGUUUUACAACCAAAGAUGAGCGGGGAAAGGUGGCAGCUCAGCUACUGAUUCCUGGGCUGACGGGAGAAUCUUCAGAAUCCUUCAGUGCCCCUGAGGAUGAAGGCCAGAGGGAGGCCCAGGCCAGUGACUCAGACUCUGAUGGGCCUGUCUUGUACACUGAUGAUGACGAUGAUGAAGAGGAGGAGGAGGAUGGCAGUGGAGAAAGUGCUUUGGCAAGUAAAAUACAACGAAGGGAUACUCUUGCUAUCAAACUCGGCAACAGACCAUCAAAGAAGGAACUAGAGGACAAAAACAUCUUGCAGCGCACAUCUGAAGAGGAGAGGCAGGAGAUCCGACAGCAAAUUGGAACCAAGCUCGUCAGGAGACUUAGCCAGAGGCCCACGACUGAAGAAUUAGAGCAAAGAAAUAUCCUAAAACAAAAGAAUGAAGAAGAAGAACAAGAAGCAAAAAUGGAACUUAAGCGCAGACUCAGCAGAAAGCUCAGUCUGAGACCCACAGUGGCGGAGUUACAAGCUCGAAGGAUCCUGCGGUUUAAUGAGUAUGUAGAAGUCACCGAUUCUCCCGACUAUGACCGCCGGGCAGACAAGCCCUGGGCCAGGUUAACACCUGCAGACAAGGCAGCUAUAAGGAAAGAACUAAAUGAAUUUAAAAGCACAGAAAUGGAAGUUCAUGAAGAGAGUCGACAGUUUACAAGGUAG
Molecule: messenger RNA, 2070 nt
Organism: Neomonachus schauinslandi (Hawaiian monk seal)
Lineage: Eukaryota; Metazoa; Chordata; Mammalia; Carnivora; Phocidae
Gene: PHACTR2
Product: phosphatase and actin regulator 2
Exons: 13
Coding region: 1-2070 (689 amino acids)
Biological process (GO): actin cytoskeleton organization
Molecular function (GO): actin binding
Source: RefSeq, a predicted model, not a curated record